AUGAUACGAACGCCACGAACCUCACUUUGCUACGCCCCAAGCAUUGCGCAGCCUUGCUCACAGGAUGAAUGCAUCACUACUAUACUUGUCGGCACUGCACUUAUUUCGCCUGGACACCGCAUUUCUUCGUUCAAAAAUGUCCUCCUGUCCAAAGAGAGGUCGCGGGGAACAUAUGUAACUGAGACUCGCCGAGCACGCAUCAAGCGUCUCCUGCAGUCUCUAAUGGACUUCGACCAUGCUCCUCAAAAGCCAUGCUGUCGGCAUUUUAAGCUGUCGAAAGAGCGCUCUGUACAUAGAUAUAUGUCGACAGCCGCCGCAACUGAACGCGCGGAAACAGUUCUUCCCGCGUUCUCACCACCUUCGGAUUUGCACCUACAGUUUCUAAAUGGAUAUCAGUGGCUAGAGGCUCUUGCUUUGAGUGAUCUUCAGCUUGCCGGGUUCAGGAGGCGCUGCGACACGGUUGCUGAACAACAGAAGAUGUUGGCCGCUCUUCAUUCUUCCACAGAAGAGGCACGACAACAACGCGUGAAACUAUUGAAGCAAAGAGUUCUGUACGAAGCUCUCUUGUAUGACAAGAUUUUACUGCAUGGGAAUGAGCCACUCGGUGGCCAUGGGCUGUCCCCGGACAUAGUUUAUGUGGCACAUAAUGUUCCGUCCGACGCUUCUAGCCAUGACCGAACGCUUCUAUUUUCUGCAAAUGUACUGCUUGCGGACCAACGUGCGGAGGUGAGUUCGUCAACACAUUCAAAAUCAACAGAUUUCAUCAGCAUGGAUCGGGAUACACCAGGCCUGGUUGAAUGCGAGCGCGACAUGUCAAUCGGGGCUAGCGGCAUCACUACCCUGCGUCCAGCCAAAACAAAUAGUGAACGACUGACAGCAACAGGACGAGUAUCUCAUGUUGUUGGCGACCGUGUUGAAGCACAAUUUGGCCGGGGUCGUGCGUGGUUCCUAGGUCAUGUAGUCGGUGUGUGUGGCGGGGUUUCUGCAUAUGAUAUCAUGUAUGAUGAUGGUGAUAUUGACGUUGCACUCCCUGCACGUUUUGUUCGUGAUCCUCUUGUAAUUGCUCUUCUGCACUCUGCCUCGAUCGACGACAGUCCAGUCGCUGAACAGCUGUCGACACCUCAAAAUAACAUGUCAGGCAUGAAGGUCGAUGUCCUGGGAAGAGAUUUUGCGCGUCGUGGAAAUGGCUGUCUAUUGCCUGAUUCCUCUGGAACUACCCAACGCUCAAAUGAGUGGAUACAAGAUGAUAUAGCACGCUCACGUUCGAUCGCGAAAAAGGGGGCAGUCUUGAUGGAAAAGAACAGAAUCAGACAGCUGCGGCUAUCGACGCCAAGGACCGAAGAGCUGCUUUGGAGUCAAUGCGAGGAGGGCUUCAACGGGAGGUCCAAGCGUGUGAAGGCAUUGUUCAGCCUGCCAAAGAGCAGCCCAAGUCUCCUGCACCAAAAAAGGAUGCACCUGGUCGCGCAGCGCUAUGAUCACAUUGAAUGCUUAGAUCUAGUGCCAUCAUGGCUUCGUAAAGGUAAGAUCAAUAAUAAUGAAAAGUUCGACAGCCAUUCCUUUACUAGCGCAAUGCCCGCUUUAAGACCUGUAGAAGAUCAUGCGGACUCCUUUGAUCUGAAUCGCUCAAUCAGUGACAAAAUAUCCAUAUACGCUGAUUCGUUUGCGUCUCGGACGAAUGAAUUAGCCGGUGUUAUACGGGCACCCACCGACGUGGUGGCUGCGAAAAAAUGUACCAUGCGCGAGAAAGUGUUACCAGCUGCAUUUUUCUUUGAAUAUUUCCGUCGCAAGACCAUUCACGUGGAUCUUCACUACCACCGCGCUGUGUAUAAUCGGAUUGAGGCUGCCGAGCUCCCAAAAUUUGCUUUUGGUCGACUGGAAUUAUGGCAAUAUGCUGAUGCAAGUACGUCUUUUUUCGCCGCCCAUUCACAUCUGAACUUCUCCCGCUCGUUGGUUUCAUAUGAUUUCAUCCAGGAUGUUGAAUUGUGCAUAGAGUCUGUAGUUCAGAGACGCGAUGAACCAGACCGCGUCAUUGAUCGCGGUACAAUGGCAAUAUCAAACAUUCCCUUGCUGGGCGAACAGGGCGGCAUCAACUCCCCUACAUCAUGCUAUGAUCCUAGCCUGCUACGCGGUUACGACGUCGAAGAAGUCGCAUUUAUGCCCGGUGGGAUAACACAACCACCUGGUGCAUUUCACAUUUGCCAACCCUCAAUUCCACCUGAAUAUAGUCCUGGUCCAGAUCCCCAAAUACCUGUGUCCCCCCAAAUACCAUUUGAAGCCGAAAUAUCGCAGAGGAGGGGGGUACGUUCGUCCCUUAGCAUCAUGAAAUCGUCCUUGGACCCCGUUGACCCGGAUGCGUCGACACCUCUCGCUCGCCACGACUUCUCAUCAUCGAUUUUGCACACGGUGAGAGCAAAUGAUUUUAAUGAGGAGGCCAACGUCGCACGAGUUCUACCCCAAGCUGAGCAUCGGCUUUCUGUUCUACUGCCCUUCGAUUACGAUGCCCAAACUCUCCAUGAUGAGGCCACGCCGACACCCGAUAAUGAGACACCUGGUAAUAGUUUGGUUCUUUCCAGGUUGCUAGAGACUGUGGUGGAUCGUCUGGUUGAUCACACCCUCAGACAGAGCAUCGCUGCUACAAGACACUGUUCAGUAUUCCAACCGAAGGCCUUGGAUGUCAAUACUCAUCCAAUUUUAAGCGCAUGUAACCUUCAGGAACCCUCAAAAGAUGGUGUUUGUGUACAACGUAGCACAGCUGAGGCGAGCUCAUUUGCUCCAGAGCAGGCACCACGAGACUGGUCGCAGGCCGUCGCGGUGUACGCACUUUGGCUGACCUCUAGUUUGGAGAGCUCCGGAGGUCUCACUCACAAUCUGUGCAAUGUGACCAGCUGCACGUCCGAGAGACUUGCAACCGCCCUUUUGGAAUUGUUCAUAGACACAGAACAGCGAUGUGAUGCCCAGAGCCUUGACUUCUCGGUCAACCACUUAGCCGGCGACCUGCCCUUGACUGGUGGUUCGCGAGAGCAAGCCCAGAUUCAUCGCCAUGCUAUUUUCGAUGCCCUCGCCGAAGCUGCUACUAAAAGGUUCUACGAUGCCCGUGGUUCUAUCACCGCACUGUUUCGCUGGAAAGUGAACUUGGGGGCUCGGUCGUCACCCUGCUGCCAACUCAGCGACAUGCAAGGUCAGAUUAACAGCCACACAACCCGCGAGUCAAACCGGGCUUUAGGCCGCUAUUACACUAAGUAUACUACUUCCUCCUGA
Messenger RNA from Aureococcus anophagefferens, 3258 nucleotides. RefSeq lists its product as hypothetical. The record is from RefSeq and is a predicted model, not a curated record. Lineage: Eukaryota; Pelagophyceae; Pelagomonadales; Pelagomonadaceae. The transcript is spliced from 6 exons. Bases 1 to 3258 code for a protein of 1085 amino acids.